GCAGGCUCGGCAGUGUGGAGCCAGCAGUGUCCUAAGCAGGAGUGCGGCAACAUUGCGGUGUAACGUUACUUACGGUGGGUUCAUGUGAUGUCACGGGUCACGAUAAGGUAACCAUGUGUCAAGGAACCGGUUGUAAGAUGCGGCCCUGGAUUUCGUGGGUUCGUCUGCCAUAGUGGCCCCAGUGCCUUGAAGACAGCCAGGUAAUUGUCGCACUCAUCCGCAUGUUUUCGGAUCAUUCCAACCAAGGUCGAUCCAACCAUCACUACUACCCAAUGUCUGGGGUGCCGGUGGUGGGUCGCUACGUAGCCCGCAGUUGGAGCAGUGGGUCAGGUACUCCAAGGGGGGAGCAGCACCCCCAGCCGGCACCACAACACCGCAGUAGUCGAGGACCAUGGAGGCUGCCCGCCUUCUUCAGGAGGAAGUUCGAGAUAGCCCAGCGCGGAGGAGGACGCGUGGGCAGCACUGUGCCUCCGGGGGUGAGCGAGGGCGGCGUGGCUGUGACUGAAGAGGCAUUCAAGGACCCAUCCCAUCCGUCGCCUUACAAAGAUCCCCUCAAAGAUCCUUUACGGGAUCCCCCAAGUAGUACCACCGAUCCUUUGAGAGAAUUUGGCAACCCAUCCUCACCCUACGCAGAACCCGAGCACCGAGAUGUUGGUUACCGAGAACCUCGGUACCUGGACCUCUUCGAUCCCGGGGUCUCGGUAGUUCGGGACCCAAAACUUGACCAACCAUCGUCGCCGCUGAAGAAUCGAACCCAAACUUGUUUUUCCAAAACGAUCACAGCGCUCGCCUCGACGAGGGUCAUCAUAGUUUGCAGCAUUCUUCUCGUAGUGUUAGUGAUCGUCAUAGCAGUGAUAGCAUCGAGUACUCGCGGGAUUAUUUUUGGUCCAGAUCCUCGUGUAAAACAUCCGUACGUCACGACAGUGACCGCGUGUGGACCGGUACAGGGAGUUGUAGAAGAUGACGCUUAUGUUUUCCGAGGGGUUCCUUACGCCAUUCCACCAGUAGGCAAAUUCCGCUUCCGACAUUCGCAGUUACAAACAGAUCUCGAACAUUGCUGGUCUGGGACAUACAUGGCUAACAUAACUCGUCCAUGCUGGGGCUACGAUAUGCAGGGUGCAGUCGUCAACGGUUGGGAAGACUGCUUGCUCCUUGAUAUUUUUACUCCGCAACUUGGCUAUGAUUCACCUCUACCAGUUGUCGUGUAUGUCGGAGGGUCAAGUCUUGGUGGCGACACAAGAAGACCUUGGCUGCUGAGCAAAGCUGCACCAACAGCCAUAGAACGCGGCGUAGUCAUCGUGGCACCUCAGAUCAGACGUGGCAUCUUUGGUUUCUUCCCACACCCGACAUUAGCUGCUUCAACAUAUCCCCACACUGCCGGGAAUCAGGGCGUUUCUGAUCUUUUGACAGCCCUCGCCUGGGUACAUCACAAUAUCGAGCAUUUCGGAGGCGACCCUCACAGAGUGACGUUACUAGGCCACCAAGCAGGCGCCGCUCUAGCUUGGCCGUUGCUUUACUCAUCCCAGGGACAUCGUUAUAUUCACACCGCGUGGAUGUCUGGUGCUGCUCCUCUCCAUCCCGAGCGCACCUGGAGGGAAGCUGACCCGUCCUUAGUCGAUUCUUUGAACUGCACUUCCUUGAGGUGCCUAGAAAUGAUGCCUGCUCAGUCUGUGAUGGAAGCCCCUCCUCUGGAAUGGCGUCGUCCUCAGAGUCAAGCCUGGUUGGUCUCCGACGGUGUUAUAGUGCCCUUUAUCCCGUCCUCACCACAAGUGCCUAUUAUGAUAGGGUCAACAGAGCAAGCAGCGGCCCAGCAAAUGUUGGCUUGGAGAGAACGCCUUGGGGCUUCUCGGCAGCAGUUGAUCGAUGCUGUGAUUGAUGGCCUUAGGCUUCCUGAAGUCGCUUCCCGACGCCCCUCAGAGGGAAUGGAUGGCCAGGAUAACUGGAUGGGUGGAAACCAACCGACAUGGCCAGGCCGCCCUCAGGGUGAUCCUACCUUCUGGCCGAUGCCUCCAUCAAAUGACCCAAACAUAGACCCCGUAGUAAGCAGCACGGCUCCUGGCAUGAAUGAAGCCGAAACAGCUCUGGAAUGGUAUUCAACUCUGAACGACAAUCCCUGGCUGUUGCUGACAACUCUGAUCUCCGACGGCACCGUCACGUGCCCCGCUCUGCUGACCUCUGCCAAUUUAGCUCGGGCUCGCUCGCAGUCCCAUAACGUCGAACCUAAAGAUGUGCCCAUUUACUCCUACGUGUCAAGGUAUCCCCGGGUUAGCAGGGUUGGGGCACUGGCUGACGGACUGACAGACAUAGAAGCUAUACUGGGCGUAUUCAGACCACUUACGCGAGCCGAUGCUCGAUACGCCCGGAAGAUGCAGGAUUUGUUUUUCGUUUUUGUUGAAACGGGGUCUCCUGAAUGGUAUACGUCCACACCUGCUCACCUGGGUGUCUACAUGAUUGACGAGGGUGUUAACGUUGAAGGGUCAAGGAUCAAGUGUGACCACUGGGUCAACAUGACUUACAUUGCUGGGAGGUAUUAAUCAGCUGAAAAAAAAGAAAGGAAAGGAAGAAGCACUAAUUUAAGAUAUCAUCAAAUGUGAAAUGGACAUUAUUUGCUUUUCUAGUAAGCUACGUGCGCUAUGUGUCAAGACAGGCGAAGCCUUUUACAGAUGAUGUAUGAUUUAUAUUCAGUAUCAUGAUGAUACACAAUGUUAGUAAUUCACUCUGAAAGACUCAUUUUCUUACCAAUGUGCCUUUAAUAACGCAUAACUAAGCACAAUGUGCUUUUAUGCGGUCGGUAACAGAAAAUGCCUUUGUCAUUGCUAUGUUAUGUUGGUAAGGCAUCGUACUCAGGUAAGUUAUUUUGUAAUGCUGACAGAUCACUUGAAUGACAAGUAAUUGUGGUGAAGUUUUCCAUU
Molecule: messenger RNA, 2912 nt
Organism: Macrobrachium nipponense
Lineage: Eukaryota; Metazoa; Arthropoda; Malacostraca; Decapoda; Palaemonidae
Gene: Nrt
Product: neurotactin-like
Exons: 10
Coding region: 222-2534 (770 amino acids)
Source: RefSeq, a predicted model, not a curated record